AUGAGUUAUGGCGGCGGCGACCCAUUUGACGCCCUUUGGUACCUCCAGAUUCGCAAGUACUAUGGCGUCUUCAUCUGCGUCCUCUACAUGUGCGACUAUAUCGAAACCUUCGAGCGAGAGAAUCUUUCCGAUAAGGCCUGUUUAGGUCUGCAUGUGACGGUACCAGCUCUGACGUUAUUCGGUGAAGCCUUCCCACUGGCUAUUCUCCUACUGUGCCUCUAUGCGCUCUGUGGGUCGAAACGAAAACACGCACCGCUCUUCUGGGGGAGCUACAUUAUCCUGAUGGCCGCCCUUAUCGCAACUCUGACCGUAUUCCUCAUUGGAACUACUGUCCCACCGAUAGACCAACGAGCUGCGCACUGCUUCCCCAUCCAUACACCCAUUGGCAAAAACUUUAUGUUGGCGAACAGGAUUAUCAGACUUUCGGCGCAUUUUGUCAUGGCAAGUCUCGCUGCAUGGCGCGGACUUGUCCGUUACAGGCAGUCUAAGUCGCCCUUGUUGAAGGCGAUCAAUAAGGGAGGGAUGAUGUACUACGCUAGUAUCUUUUUGAUGGCCGCUGUGGAUAUCACAGCCAAAUACUAUUCAGAGAACGAUCCUGCAAAACUCGAGAUCUUGGCUUACAUCUCUCGUUUCGGCGCACCAAUCAUGGCCAACCGCCUCCUCCUCAAGAUGUACAAAAAAGUUCGAGACGGAAACGCUUCAGCCGCUGCGCCCACACCGAGCGUGUCGAUGAAGUUUGCGGCGAGGUCGAGGUCGAAGAUGCAGAGUAUGGCACCCAGCGAGUUUGGGUCUGUCAAUCUCAAUCUGAAAGAGAUGGAUGCGGAGAGGGGUCUGGGAGUCCCCAGGGAAUCGGAUGGGAGGAGGACAACGCGUAUGUCGAGUGUAACCCAGGCUUCGAGCACGGUGAUCUCGUGUAGAUCUGACUCUUGA
Coprinopsis cinerea okayama7#130 is the source of this 930-nucleotide messenger RNA. RefSeq lists its product as hypothetical. Bases 1 to 930 code for a protein of 309 amino acids. NCBI's taxonomy places the organism in Eukaryota, Fungi, Basidiomycota, Agaricomycetes, Agaricales, Psathyrellaceae. The record is from RefSeq and is a predicted model, not a curated record. The transcript is spliced from 13 exons.